CAAACAAGGGAAAUAUAGCGUUUCCCCUCCUCUGCUUUCCUUCCUCUCCUUUCCUUUCCCUCGAAGCGGGUAUUUUUGUCAAUUGGAUUCUGCCAAUCUAAUCCACUUUCAAAAUAACGAAGUGAACUAACUUUCCUUCUUUCUUUCACUGUCUGAAAACACCACCAUGGCCUUCUCCACCACCACAACCACCACCACCGCCACCACUUCACUCCUCUUCCUCUCACCCUCCCUCUCUUUCAACCCUCAACCCUUCUCCUCCCUCCCAUUCCCACCCAAACCCUUCUCCAAAACCUCUUCCCUCUCCCUCCACCACCACACGCGCAACCCUUUCUUAACCCGCGUCGACGACGGCGACGCCGACAUCGAAACCGCCGGCCCCGACGACUACGACAUGGACGACGACGAGGUAGAGGAGGUCGACAACAAGCGCGACUUCGACAUCGAGUACGAGCCCUCCGGCUCCGGCGCCGACCUCGACAUCGCAGUGGCGGAGAGCAAGAGCUUCGUGUCUACGCAGGGGUGGGACCCUGAGACGGUGGUGGAUUACAGAAUCAACGAGGAUGAGUUCCACAAGUUUAGCUUGCUUGAUUGUGACUUCUUCAUAAGGAAGCCACCUGACCCUGAUAACGAUGUGUAUGAUUUCAGAGAGAUGUAUGUUACUCCUCCGGAUACAGAUGUUUAUUCAAUUCCCAAGGUUCUAGCUCCAAUGCCUCCGAAGUACAUUAGAUGUGCGCAGAGUGAUUUUGGAUGCGACAAUGUGACAGAGCCACCUGUUGAUGCACUUCGAGAUCCUCUGUAUAAAUCUGAGAGGGAAAUCUACAAGAUAUUCUUGACGAAACACUACAAAAACCGGAGGCUGGGUGACCCCGAGUUUGUGCUAGAUUUUGAGGAGAUUUAUGUUAUUGAUUCCAAAACUAAGUCAAUUACCAGAGCCAAAGUUCUGGUAACAGUUCCUGGAGGGAGAACUAGAGAUAGAAAGAGUGACUUGCUUGUUAUAGCUGAUAAAGGAAGAUCCUUCAAAAUAAUACAUGCGAGUGAAAGAUAUGAUCCAACAACUGUAAUAGAAAGAAAAGAGUGGAUCGAAACCAGAGAAGAAAUGGAGAGGCAUCUUAGAAAGCUAAGAGACUUUAGCAUUUCAAAUUGGUUUUGAUUAAGAAGCACGCAUUCAAAGACUUCCUCUGGGUAUAAUACUCAGCAUUAUAUAGGGGUUGAGCUGGCAUGUGCAUACAGGCAAUUUAGACAUAACCCUCCAAUGCUUUUUGUAGUCUGUCAAGAUAAAAAUGUCACUAAUCAUUAUGGUUAUGGAAAACUGCUGCAAAAGAAUUGUUGACUCAAGAAUUCUUCAUCACUUCCACACUAAAGCAUAUUAUACGUUCUCCAGAAUUACCUAACAAA
This is a messenger RNA of Lotus japonicus, 1398 nucleotides long. Its product is annotated as PLASTID TRANSCRIPTIONALLY ACTIVE protein 6, chloroplastic. Gene Ontology annotation, cellular component: plastid-encoded plastid RNA polymerase complex. NCBI's taxonomy places the organism in Eukaryota, Viridiplantae, Streptophyta, Magnoliopsida, Fabales, Fabaceae. The coding region runs from base 167 to 1153 and encodes 328 amino acids. The transcript is spliced from 6 exons. The record is from RefSeq and is a predicted model, not a curated record.